AUGUCUACAGCAGAGAAACUGACUUUACUACAAGAGGACAAGUACUCAGUCAAGAAUUCAGCCUUGGGGAAGGAGCCAAACGACAAGGUCAAGUCCUCCUCCUCAACAAAUUCUACUGCCACCACUCUAGCUAAUGAAAAGGAUAAAUCAUCAGCAAAACAAGAGCCAAUUGUUAAUGAAAAAGAAAAGAAGAAAGAAGCAUUUAUAACAAGAACAAUUUGGACUUUUGUUAUGAUUGGCGGUUUCUUUGCUCUUUUGGCAUCGGGUCAUUUACCAUUAAUUGGCUUGGUUUUGAUGAUUCAAGUUUUGGUAUUUAAAGAAGUUAUUGCUUUGACUUCUGAACCAGCAAGAGAUAAGAAAAUCCCUUGGAAUAGAUCUUUACAUUGGUAUUUCUUGGUUACUACUUGGUAUUAUUUGGAUUUCCCUGCAUUGUUUGAUUUCUUUCAAGAAUCGGUGUACUCUAGUAAAGUUUUAACCUUACUUGUUCUCAAUCAUAAAUUCAUCAGUUACACCUUGUAUAUUUCUGGGUUUGUAUUUUUUGUUUGGACUUUGAAGAAAGGUUACUAUAGAUUUCAAUUUGCCCAAUUGUGUGUCACACACAUGGCAUUGUUGUUGGUUGUUUUCCAAGCGCAUUUGAUUAUCGGAAAUAUCUUGAAUGGUAUCAUUUGGUUCUUUUUACCGGCUACUUUGGUCAUUGUCAAUGAUAUCUUUGCUUACUUGUGUGGUAUCACUUUUGGUAGAACCCAAUUGAUUGAAAUCAGUCCAAAGAAAACCGUUGAAGGUUUUGUUGGUGCUUGGAUAUGUACGGGUAUUGCUGGGGUUAUUGCUUCUCAUAUUUUAUCUAAAUCUGAUUACUUGAUUUGUCCUGCAAUUAAUUUAUCCACUCACUUGUAUAAUUUCCCACAUUGUGAACCAAACCCUGUUUUUAUUCCACAAGUUUUUCAAUUACCUGCAAAUAUUGUUGAGAUGACUGGUGUUGAAAUAAUUACCUUUAAACCAUUCUACUUCCACACAGCUGUUUUGGCAACUUUUGCAUCUUUAAUUGCUCCAUUUGGUGGAUUUUUUGCCAGUGGGUUGAAACGUGCCUUUGGUAUUAAAGAUUUCGGUGAUACAAUUCCAGGUCACGGUGGAUUAACUGAUAGAUUUGAUUGUCAAUUUUUAAUGGGUUCAUUUACUUAUUUGUAUUAUCAAACUUUUGUUACCAACCGUAGUAUGAAUUUAGGUAAAAUUUUGCAAAUGGCCAUUAUGAAUUUAUCAUUGCCUCAAUUAUUGCAAUUGUCCAAGAGUUUAUUAAGAUAUUUGAAUAGAGAAGAUAUAAUCAGUGAUGAGAAAUUAGAAGCUAUUUUCAACUUAUUAGAAAAUUGA
Messenger RNA from Candida tropicalis MYA-3404, 1365 nucleotides. It is a transcript of the gene CDS1, whose product is annotated as phosphatidate cytidylyltransferase. Gene Ontology annotation, molecular function: phosphatidate cytidylyltransferase activity. The transcript has a single exon. Gene Ontology annotation, cellular component: endoplasmic reticulum membrane. Lineage: Eukaryota; Fungi; Ascomycota; Pichiomycetes; Serinales; Debaryomycetaceae. Bases 1 to 1365 code for a protein of 454 amino acids. The record is from RefSeq and is a predicted model, not a curated record.